AUGAGUGGCGAGACAGAAAAACAACGACCGAAAAGAAAGAUGAUAAUGAUGAAAAUGAAGAUUGACCUUUCAAAGGCACAUGACGUAAGAGAUGCAACAUUAAGAAAUGAUCCUAGUAUGGCAUUACCUCCUAGUUUAAGAGUAAACAGAAAUGAAUUAAGUGAGAUUGAAGAUUGGUUAUUCAUUUCUGGAGAAAUGACAGCAGCAGAUCCUGAAAUAUUAGAAAAAACAGAAAUUGGAUAUAUUAUUAAUGCAGCGAUUGGAGUUGCAAAAACAGGAUUUCCACAAAAAUUUAAAUACUUAGCAUUUGAUAUGAGUGAUGAUACAGAACAAGAUUUAUCUAGUUUUAUUUUUCAUGCUAUCGAUUUUUUAACUAAUUUAAGGAAAGCAAAUAAAAAGAAUAAAUGUCUCGUUCAUUGCCAUGCUGGAAUUAGUAGAAGUGUAUCACUUGUUUUAUCAUAUUUAAUGUAUGCAAAUAAAUUUACUUUCGAUGAAGCAUUAGCAGAAGUAAGAACAAGGAGAAGUGUAGCAUGUCCAAAUAUUAGUUUUGAAUUUCAGUUAAAGAAUUUUCAAGUAUUAUUACAAACACAUAAACCGUCUCAUGUUGUUUAUAGUAAAUUACGUCCACAUAUAAAUUCUAGUAUUUAUCCUAUUUAUAUUGCUCGUGCUUUAACUGUUGGUUCAGAAAAUUCUUUAAUUGGAGAAAAAACAACAAUUCAAAUGUUAACACCAGGAGAUUCCCCAUAUUAUCCAUUAGAUUCUAUAUUUGAUUCAAGAGGAUGCUUUGUUGUUUUUGCAAUGGAAGGAAAUGUAUAUAUUUGGGUUGGUAGUUUAAGUCAUCAAAAUGAAUUUAAUGCAUGUAAAACAUAUUGUGAUCAAAUAGAACGAAUUAUUGGUACACCAAAACAUACUGUUAUUCGUGAAAAUGAAGAAACAGUUCAAUUUCUUAAAGAAGCACAUUUAUAUCCACCACAAAGAAAACUUCAUUUACAUAAAAGAUAUAAUGUUGAAUAUCCUGUUAUUAAAAAUGAAAAAUUAUUAAUUAGAUAUCCUGAUUGGAGACUUUUAACUCCUCAAGAGGCUGAUCAAGAAACUGAAACACCAAUUAUUUGUAUUCAACCAAAAAAUUUUUCACAAAAUUCAUUUGGAUUAGGUAUGUCUCAAAGUAAUUUUGUUUCUGGUGAUACUCUUUCAAUUCAUCAAGAAACUCCACCUUUACAAUCAUUAGAACUAACAGAGUCAUCUAGUUAUUUUUUCAAUUCAACAACAUCAAGAAUAGAUAGAAAAGAGACACAGGAAUAUUUAAAUAUGGUUCAAAGAACUGACAGCCCUAAAAAAAGGUCUAAUACGAUUCUUAAUGGAACUGAAAAUUCAUUUACUAAACAAAAAUAUAAUAUAAAAAAAUACAAAAUGACUGUAUUUAUUCCAAUGCACUUUCCUCGUUUUUCAACUAUGCAGGGAAAUAGAUGUAAAGAAAAUUUAGAACUUUUAAGUGAACGUGCUGAUUGCGUACAAACAACAGGAAAUAUUGAAGUUGUUCAACAAUUCCUUCAAAAUUUUGGGUUAAAUCCAGAAGAAGUUGAAACUGCGGUUUAUUUUUCAAGUACCCAAUUUGGUGUAUUUGCAAAACAAAACCUGUGA
This is a messenger RNA of Entamoeba dispar SAW760, 1641 nucleotides long. RefSeq names its product dual specificity protein phosphatase, putative. Gene Ontology annotation, biological process: protein dephosphorylation. Gene Ontology annotation, molecular function: protein tyrosine/serine/threonine phosphatase activity. The transcript is spliced from 2 exons. The coding region runs from base 1 to 1641 and encodes 546 amino acids. NCBI's taxonomy places the organism in Eukaryota, Evosea, Mastigamoebida, Endamoebidae. The record is from RefSeq and is a predicted model, not a curated record.